Molecule: messenger RNA, 450 nt
Organism: Tetrahymena thermophila SB210
Lineage: Eukaryota; Ciliophora; Oligohymenophorea; Hymenostomatida; Tetrahymenidae
Exons: 5
Source: RefSeq, a predicted model, not a curated record
AUGUAGUUUUAAAACUUCUUGAUAGUUUUAUAAAUCGAUACCUUAUAAUAAAUUUAGAAAAUUCCUAUUUAGAAUGAUUUUGUCUUUAUAGGGAAUGACUCAAUAAAUAAGAUUUAAAUUUUUAAACAAGCUACAGCUAUUAUCUUAUUCAAAUUAUUUAACACCUCUCUGAUAAACAUAAUUUAGUAGCUUUAUGAUACAAAUUAAUUCAAAUUAGUUUACUAACUUGACAUAAAUUAUUUUAAUUAUAAUCCUUAAAGUAUCCAGCUUGCUACUGAAAAUUAAUCAGUAACUUUUGGAUUAUAAAAAGAGAAUAUAGUUACAAUAAAUAAUGAUAUCAAUUAUAUAUCUAUAUAUGAUAGCAUAUCAUAAUUAUUAGUUUUAGCAAAGAAAACCUCAUAGUGUGUUUUAGAAAGACAGAUUAUUAUAUUCUUUAAUUUUCACCUUUGA